Hibiscus syriacus is the source of this 621-nucleotide messenger RNA. RefSeq names its product phosphatidylinositol:ceramide inositolphosphotransferase 2-like. Gene Ontology annotation, biological process: ceramide biosynthetic process. Gene Ontology annotation, cellular component: endoplasmic reticulum membrane; trans-Golgi network; Golgi membrane. Lineage: Eukaryota; Viridiplantae; Streptophyta; Magnoliopsida; Malvales; Malvaceae. The coding region runs from base 1 to 375 and encodes 124 amino acids. The transcript is spliced from 4 exons. The record is from RefSeq and is a predicted model, not a curated record. Gene Ontology annotation, molecular function: sphingomyelin synthase activity; ceramide cholinephosphotransferase activity; inositol phosphoceramide synthase activity.
AUGGUAUUGUUGUCUAAUUGCAGGUGUAUAAAGCAGUUAGCUUGGUUAGUAGCCAUCAGCCAAAGUCUCUUGAUUGUGGCAACCCGCAAACAUUAUACGGUCGACGUAGUUGUCGCAUGGUAUACUGUUAAUUUAGUGGUAUUAUUCAUGGACAAGAAACUGCCAGAAUUGCGUGACAGAACCAGUGGAAAUUUACCAAUGUUGCUACCCUUGAGCACCAAAGACAAGGAUAGUAAGACCAAAGAAGAGAACCAGAAGCUCUUGAAUGGGAAUUCCAUAGACUCUGCAGAUUGGAGGCCGAGAACUCAAGUUAAUGGCCAGGUUCUGGAAGAUGCAAACGGAAUCCAUGUCGAUACUGCGAUGAAUGGUGCAUAGAUGAUGGAAGCUGCUUUUUAUCAUUGUAACUGUGCUGCUCGAAUCCAUCUGAUCUUGGAAGAAAGGCUAAGCCUUUUCCAGUACUGGUAAUUUGAUUUGUAUUCUUAAGAAAGCAGAAAUGAGUAGUGCACUUGUACAUUGUGCUUUCCUUCCCUGUCUUGAUUAAAGUCAUCAGCCAUCAUCAUCAGCAUCCUACAUAUAUCAUGGAAUUUUCAUAGUUCCGAUUGCCACUGUGAUUCUCUUUCU